CACUACACCUGCUAUUGCUUCCUUCCCACCUGCCCCUCCCAUGACGAUGAUGGACAGCCUACCUACCCCUCCAAACGAGGAGCAUACCAGACCUCAGGGGUCGAAGCGGCCCCAUGCAGCAUCCAAGCCUAUCAAGACAGUACAUCGGACACUGAAGCGGACGAGUACACAUAGCCACCCUCCGUCACCAGCCAAGGAAAGCCAUUCGCAGCACAGCGAUGGGAGGCAUAAGCGAGUAUGGAAGGCCUGCGAGAGGUGUCGCAUGAAAAAGACAAAGUGCGAUGGAGAAUUUCCUUGCAAGAGGUGUAAAGACGACGGGUUAAUAUGCACGGCUGGGACUCGAAAGAAGACCGAGUACAAACAACUACCGCCGGGGUACGCCGAGGUGCUGGAAAACACGCAGUUUGUCCUGAUUGCCACGGUCCAGAAGCUCUACUCGAUGGUGCGGAACGGAGAGCCCUGGGACCUGGGGGAGCCCGAAUUGAACGACCGUGGUCAACCUGUCAUUCACAACGUUGCCGCCAAACUCGGCUGUUUACGACCCAACAGCGACCUGGAUCUUCCCGUUCAUUCCAUCUUCCCCGAGGAUGAGGCCGGGAUGGCGGAGCUGGCUCGGCAAUUGCAGGAGCACGCUGCGGCAUCAUCAGCGUCAUCGUCAUCGUCAUCAUCAUCAUCGUCGUCGUCGGCAUCAGCCGGCGACGCAUCGCAGAACAGCAGCGGUAGCAAUAGCAGCUCCGGGCAAGAGACCGAGUCUAAUACCGCCUGCAACCGGACAGAUCGAGCCAGUUCCUCUGCCGCCUCAGACGCCGAGCAUUCGGAUUUCGAUCUCGAACCCGACUACCGCAGGGCCGCGUUCGGCACCGCCAGCGCCGUCAGCUUGUCGCCCGCCAGCCUCAGCUACCCCGACUUUGACCUCUCCCCGCCGCCCGCGGCGCCGUCGGACGGGUUCCCGCCGAGCCAGCAGUCUCCCACCGUCCCCGCGGCUCCGAACAACUUCCAGUGGAUGAGCCGGCCGUCGUCGAUGGAUUUCACGACCCAGCAAUUGUGGAUGGCGAGUCAAGGUUUCGUGGGCACGGACAUGAUCUCCUCGGGAGUCCUGGGAUCUAACUACACGGCCAAGCCCACCGGCUUCUCGUCCUCCUGUCGGAACCCCGAAGUUAUGAUGGGAAUGGGCGACCCCAUGAUAUUCUCCGGGUUCGAAGAAGACAGUUUACGACCACUCUUUUCCAAUACAAACAUUUAGGGCUUCGAAUUUCUCUCUCUCUUUUUUUUUCCUUCUUCUUCUUCUUCUUCCUUUUUUAUUCCCCUCUUGGGUUUAUGAAACCUGGGAGUCAACAGGAGGAUGGGACCGUGAUUUGCUUUGCUCUUGUUUUACGUUCGGGAGGCGUUAUUGGCGCAGGCGUACGGAAAGACCGGUGAGGAUCUCAAACACAACACGGGGCGUCCCAGGAGCGGUUUGGCUUGACCCAUUGGACUGUACAAUUAGAGGCAUGAGCUGGGUUGAGUGGUGUGAGCACUUUGCGUCUGAAUGCGCGUGACCAGCGGAAGGGGUGAUAGGAGAACGGCUGACUUGACAAAGCCGUCACUGCCGUUAAUGCCAAAAUUCAUCAAAAACCGCUGCUUCCUCUCGUCUCUCCCAUACGGCGGACCUCACAUGUCUUUCUUCGACGACGACGACGACGACGACGACGACGACGACGAUGACGAUGUGCACCCCUGCCUCAGCCCUACGGCUACAACGAUGCGUAACCUGGCGGCGGCCCAGCCCAGGUGCAUGACGACAGCAUUAUUGUUCAAUUCAUGAUGGAUGCACACAAAACUCACAACCCCGCUCCUACUAGAUUUGGAAUACAGGAAACAAGGGGAACCAGCGAGAAGUCGUCGGUGACUUCGCCCAUCGCACAACUCAAAUCCACAGCCCCACCGAAAAAAAACGGACAAGAUAACGGGCCGAGCGUGCGUUUGAGACCCAUCAGGUUCCUCCGUAACGCGCCGAAAAGUGCCCGAAUCCACGGAGCUGGGUUUACGGAUUAGUGAUUUCUGGCUGCUCCGAGGCUGCCUUGCUUUUCCGUUUUGUCCAACAGUUUUCGCCGAUGUCCCUCGGAAACAGGUCAGAUGUGGAUUUGGCCAUGAUUCAUAAUCCGGACUCUCGCAUUUCUCAGCUGACAGCGGGAGAAGUCGGGUCUUUGUUUAUAUAUUUUUUUCUUUGGUCAUAUGGGUUUUUUUUCGCCCCAUAGUCCUAGUAUAGAUAGAUAUAUAUAUAGGGGGAAGAGGGAAGAAACGAGGAAGAAGCAUGCAUACCAAUUGACAUGGGCGUUACGGAGUGCCUC
Messenger RNA from Thermothelomyces thermophilus ATCC 42464, 2330 nucleotides. RefSeq lists its product as uncharacterized. The record is from RefSeq and is a predicted model, not a curated record. The transcript is spliced from 2 exons. Gene Ontology annotation, biological process: regulation of DNA-templated transcription. Gene Ontology annotation, molecular function: DNA-binding transcription factor activity, RNA polymerase II-specific; zinc ion binding. Lineage: Eukaryota; Fungi; Ascomycota; Sordariomycetes; Sordariales; Chaetomiaceae. The coding region runs from base 50 to 1243 and encodes 397 amino acids.